AUGUUUAAGAGCUAUAAGGACAUCACUGACGUGGUAUCCCUGCUUGUGUAUUGUCCAGCGGAGAGGUCGUAUCUCCUGUGCAAGGAGAGUAAUGGCGAAUACUGGAUACCGUCGAGUAAAAGUGUAAAGAACUGCUGGAAUAUAACAGCGCAUCAGAUGAAUUUUGAGUUAUUCGGAACGGAUGCUCAGUCGCAGUGCCAACCGAUUCGCAUUUAUAAAGUCUGGCUGCCAAACCACCCAAAGGCGUGCGUCUACCACUCCGUGUACAAGGUCUCCGUGAAGUCCGACGUCAAGAAGCGGAUCAAGCUAAGAGCUGGCAUGCGCAAUCGGCUGCAGUGGUUCUCGACCGUGGAGCUGGAGCGACAGCGCGCUCACGCUGGUCUCCGCAGCCCAGAGCUGAUAGUCUUCGCGCAGAUGGCUGUUGGAGACGCGUCCAAGGAUGAAUCUGGCAUGGCGACGGGCGUGCUGGUGGAAAUCUGCGAGGACAGCGUGCUGGUUGGCUCGGAGGCGGCGGGCGGCGCCAGCUCCCUCGCCUCGCCGCACUGCCAGCUGCUGCAGGCCGCGGGCUACUGCAGAGACGAUCAGAUGAGGCUGUACCGCGAGUUCAUGUUGAUGGUGUACCCAGCGCUGUACAUGAGCUCGACGGUUUUUUCGCAGUUCAUGAUCGACCACGGCUGGGAGCGGUCUCAGUGCUCACAUCUGUUUAGGGCAGCGGAUAUAAGCGGUCGCGGGGGUUUGUCGUUCUUGGAGGUGCUGCUGUGGGCGGCAGCUUUGGAGCCGAACACGCAACAUGCUGGCGUGGCUGCGGAAAUGCGAUGCAGAUAUAUUUUCAGAUAUUUCGACAGUAAUCGCGAUCUGAAGCUAGAGUUCGGGGAGUUGAAGGAGUUAAUGGCGGCUGCGCGGUCGGCGCGGCAGUUACCCGUAGACGCACUGAGCGUGGCGAGAGACGCUGACCUUGUUCUUAGACAGCUGGGCUUAGGUUCGAAUUCUUCGCUGUCUAUCUCGGACUUCCUACGCAGCGUGGACGAGCAACAUGUGCGAGGAACUGGUGACUUGCUGCGAGCUCCCUCCAGCCUCGUUGAUUAUCUACGAGAUCUACAAAAGUUUUACAGGGAGCGUGAACUUCAAAGUACAUCGUCUGCAUUAAAACCCGUGGGAAUAAAUCAAGUGGAGGUCAAAGACAACAAGUCGGUGGACACUCUUGAGCGUGCUGGCAGCGACUACGCGCGCGCGCGGGGGACAGCGGGCGAGUACGCGCUGGCCACGUGUGUGGUGCGGCUCGACCCACGGUUUCCCCCGGAGAUGAUGCAUCUUAGCACGUUUGACGAGGACGCAGUCAGCAUCUCGACUGCGCGGCUGCUCUCGGAUUCCAACUCUUUGGAGCAGUUCGACGUCCGCUCGGCUUCCUCCGAAGCAUUCGCUGCCAUACAUCACUUUGCCACGGCCAUCGAUAACACUCCCAAUAGCAAGGAGGCCUACUCGUGGGUGUCGGCGGGCGAGGGCGCGGCGCUGGGCGCACUGCUCCUGCGGCUCGCGGAGGCGGUGCGGCCGCUCUGCAUGAACGAGCCGCGCCUGCUCAGACUCACGUCGCCCGUCUACGCGAUCGGCGACUUGCACGGCAACCUCGCGGCGCUGCUGGCGAUGGCAGCCGCGCUGUGGCCCAGCGGCCCGGCGCUGGUGCCCGCCACGCUGCUGUUCCUGGGAGACUACGUGGACCGCGGGCCGCACGGCGCGGAGUUGAUGGCCUAUUUGUUCGCCGCCAAGCUGCAGAGGCCGGACUCCGUUUACCUGAUCCGAGGGAACCACGAAACUCGGGAUAUCCAGAAAAUGUUCACUUUUCAUACAGAGUGUAUAGCCAAAUACGGUGAGGUCGAAGGAGCGCAUAUAUGGAACGCCAUUAACCAUGUGUUCGACGUGCUGGCUUUAGCGGCGGUGGUUGAUGAUAAGGUGUUCUGCUGCCACGGCGGGAUCCCGCCGCCCUGGGUGUGUCCGCUCGUGUCCGCGAUCGACAAGAUCCCCACGCCGCUGCCGCGACCCCACGACCAGAGCGCUAUCGCCUGGGAGCUGCUGUGGAACGAUCCUGUCAAGGCAAAUAAAAUAACAGCAACGUUGGCGCUGGAGCUGGCGGCCAACGAUGGGUUCGCGGCCAACGCGCGGCGCGGCGCCGGCCACGUGUUCGACGCGCGCGCGCUCGAGCGCUUCCUGCGCGCCAACCGCCUCGCGCUCGUGCUGCGCGCGCACGAGCUGCACCCGCACGGCUUCAUGUGCGGGCAGCGCGGGCGCCUCGUGUCGGUGUUCUCGUCGUCGCGUUACUGCGGCGGCGCCAACGAGUCGUGCGUGGCGCUGCUACGUCACGCCCGCCUUCGCCUGCUCAGCGUGUCCGACUGACGCGCACCAGCCCUUAUCCUCGGAGCCCU
Messenger RNA from Pararge aegeria (speckled wood butterfly), 2417 nucleotides. RefSeq lists its product as uncharacterized. NCBI's taxonomy places the organism in Eukaryota, Metazoa, Arthropoda, Insecta, Lepidoptera, Nymphalidae. The coding region runs from base 1 to 2388 and encodes 795 amino acids. The record is from RefSeq and is a predicted model, not a curated record. Gene Ontology annotation, molecular function: protein serine/threonine phosphatase activity; calcium ion binding. Gene Ontology annotation, cellular component: cytoplasm; nucleus. The transcript is spliced from 17 exons.